UUAGUUUAGUUUUCUGUCUCAGAGACUCGGCAACUUGUGUUCCUUAGUUAUAUUUAUCUUCUGCUAAACUGAUAAAACCCUAGACAACUUUAAUUUGCUUCCAGACAUUAAUUUUCUCUAGCGUUCUUUAUAAUAUCUUUAACAACUCUCGAAUUGUAACUUCGAACCUUCAGUCAUGGGAAAGUCAAGACAAGAUGCUGCGUCUAAAGCGGACCGUAAAUUCGAGAAGAAGGUUCAGUUCUAUAGCAAGGUCAGAGAUGCAGUUGCUGUUUUGACUGCUCAAAAAUCUAUUACUAAGAAGAAAAAGCUUCGGAGCCGACAAAAGAAAUUGAAAGCAUAUGACCUCUCUACCCUCACAGAAUUCCUCCCUGAGUUGAAGUCUCCUCAGCAAUCAAAACCCACUGCCGAGUUUAAAUUGAAUUCUAAAUCAAGGCAAAAACUAAUAUUGAAGGAAGGGAAACAAUUAAGUAUGGUUCUUAACCAUCCGGCUUUCCAGGCAGACCCCCUCGGAUCCAUUCAUCAACACUUACUGAGCACACAACCUGUUGCGGAGGAGAAGCCAAAGAAAAAGAUGAACAAAAAUGGAGGGAAGAAAGUAAAGGGGAAAAAGUCGAAAUCCUUAACUACACCUCAGUCUAUGGAUUUCUGAUUUUCUAUUUUGAUGAGUCGUCAUGUCCAUAUCAUAUCCUGAAAAUUCCUUCUCUCAAAAUUUUUGGUUAUCGCUGCCCUUGCAUGUUUAACUGUGUUGAAACUUGUAAUCAAGUGGUCAGUCCUAUAGGAUGCUCCCUCUCUGGAUUGAACCUCCAUUUCUGAACUCAUUUAACUUAACAAUUUGUAAUUUGUGGAUGCAUUUCCUUUUGUUGUA
Messenger RNA from Populus trichocarpa (black cottonwood), 865 nucleotides. RefSeq lists its product as uncharacterized. Gene Ontology annotation, cellular component: preribosome, small subunit precursor; nucleolus; 90S preribosome. The coding region runs from base 176 to 649 and encodes 157 amino acids. The transcript is spliced from 5 exons. NCBI's taxonomy places the organism in Eukaryota, Viridiplantae, Streptophyta, Magnoliopsida, Malpighiales, Salicaceae. The record is from RefSeq and is a predicted model, not a curated record. Gene Ontology annotation, biological process: maturation of SSU-rRNA from tricistronic rRNA transcript (SSU-rRNA, 5.8S rRNA, LSU-rRNA).